This is a messenger RNA of Spinacia oleracea (spinach), 3059 nucleotides long. RefSeq names its product nitrate regulatory gene2 protein. Bases 194 to 2716 code for a protein of 840 amino acids. The record is from RefSeq and is a predicted model, not a curated record. Lineage: Eukaryota; Viridiplantae; Streptophyta; Magnoliopsida; Caryophyllales; Amaranthaceae. The transcript is spliced from 4 exons.
UUUAUUACCAGUAGCAGUAGUGGCUAGUUGGCUACUCUACAACGGAGUACUCCACUCUACUCAUUAAUUCUUCUUCCUUCUUCCUUCAACCGUUCUUUCUCUCUCCAAAACAAUACCAACCAACCAACCACCAUGAAAUCCGUCGCAACCAACACCAGCCACCACUGAACCUGCCUAAUUUAUCUCUCCGAAAAUGGGGUGCACAGCUUCUAAACUAGACAACGAAGACACUGUCCGCCGCUGCAAAGAACGCCGUCGACUCAUUAAAGACGCCGUCUUCUCCCGCCACCACCUUGCCGCCGCACACGCAGACUACUGCCGCUCCCUCCGCGUCACCGGCGAUGCUCUUUCUGACUUCGCCGCUGGUGAACCUCUCCUCGUCGUAUCCCCCUCGACCCCUUCCGUCCUCGUUAACCAUUCCCAAAGUAAUAAUACUCGCAUACCUUCCAAUUUCAUCCCCAAAUCCCCGUCGUCUUUCUCCUCUUCUUCCACCGCCACCCAUCUCCCUAACCCCCCUCCGCCAAUCAAAACUAUCCCCUUCAGCCAUGCUCCGCCACCACCGCCUCCGGAGUUUUCUCCGACAGUCGCAAGCUCGAAGCUCCCCCAUAUACUCUCUUCUUCCAGUGUCAAAUCCGGUAAUGUUAGCGAAAAAGGGAGGGUAAGAAAGGGUCCGAAAUUGCCGCAUAUUUUAUCGGAUUCGAGCGUUUCGUCUUCGACGCCGAAGUCUUUCGCCGGGAAAUUUGACUUUUCAGCUGAAACGACGUAUGUCGGUGUGCCGAAUUGCAAUUACGCAUCUACCCCUUCUCAGACAUCCUCCGUUUGGAAUUGGGAUAAUUUCUACCCACCGCCUUCGCCGCCUGAUUCCGAAUUCUUCCAACCUGGCUCUGCCAAAAGCGAAACUGUGUUCAGCCACCACAACCACCCUGGUUCCACCAAAAGUGAAACCGUGUUCAACCACCAAAACCACCCUGGGUCCACCAAAAGCGAAACCGUGUUCAGCCACCACAACCACCGCCGCGAUUACAACCAAGGGCAGACUCGUCAUUUGGGCGAUGAGGAUGAAAGGGAGGAGAGAGAAAGAGAGAGUGAGAGGGAGGAGGUUCACUGUAGUGACUGGGGUGAUCAUUACAGCACAACAUCCUCGGAUUCAGACGAUGUUGAUGAAGAGGAGGAUGAUGGGGAUGAUGAGAGGGAAACGAGAUCGGAGAUUUCCGAGCUGCGAACACGGUCACAUUUCGGGUCUUCCUCGGUCCGGAGCGAGCCCGUUGGGAUGCCUCCGCCGUUGAAGAAGGUGGAGGAGCGGUCCGAGGAUGGUGCUUCGUCUUCGAGGAGCUGGAAGAAUAAUGGGAGAGAAGUUUGUGGGAGUGAAGAGAUGAGGAUUGUGGUUAGGCAUAAAGAUCUUCAGGAGAUUGUUGCUUCACUUAAGGAGUAUUUUGAAAAAGCUGCUGCUUCUGGGGAUCAGGUUUCUGAGAUGUUAGAGUCUGGUAGAGCUCAGCUUGAUCGCAGUUUUCGACAAAUAAAGAAAACUGUUUAUCAUUCAAGUGGGGUGUUGAGUACCUUGAGCUCAAGCUGGACUUCGAAGCCUCCACUAGCUGUGAAGUAUCGGCUUGAUACCAGUGCGUUGGAAGCAACCGGAGGUUCUAAGAGUCUUUGCUCAACAUUGGAACGCCUUCUGGCGUGGGAAAAGAAGCUUUACGAAGAAGUUAAGGCUAGAGAAGGUGUGAAGAUUGAGCAUGAGAAGAAAUUGGCAACACUUCAGAGUCAGGAAUACAAAGGCGAUGAAGUUAAGUUAGACAAAACAAAGACUUCAAUUAAGAGAUUGCAGUCUCUAAUUAUAGUGACUUCACAAGCUGUCAAUACGACAUCAUCUGCCAUUGUUGGUCUCAGGGACAGUGAUCUUAUCCCACAACUGGUUGAACUCUGUCACGGGAUGAUGUACAUGUGGAGAUCAAUGAAUCAGUUCCAUGAAGUUCAGAACCAAAUUGUACAGCAAGUACGUGGUCUCAUAAACCGUUUAGCAAAAGGGGAAUCAACCUCUGAACUUCAUCGGCAAGCAACUCGAGACUUAGAAUCAGCUGUCUCUGCCUGGCACUCAAGUUUCUGCCGCCUUAUUAAAUUCCAACGGGAGUUCAUCCGUAAUCUUUAUGGUUGGUUCAAGCUAACCCUCCUUCCUGUUGACCAAGAAUCAUCAAACAUGAUGCCGGAGCACUCGGAUGCAUAUCCUUUUUUCGACGAAUGGAAGAAUGCCCUUGACCGUCUUCCUGAUACCGUUACUUCAGAAGCCAUGAAAAGCUUUGUUAAUGUUGUGCAUGUUAUAUCAGCCAAGCAAACUGAGGAAUUUAAGAUCCAAAAAAGAACAGAGACAAUAUCAAAAGAACUCGAGAAGAAAUCCUCGGCUGUCAGAACCCUUGAGAAGAAGUACUACAACUCUUAUUCUAUGGUAGGCCUCGGUUUUCCGGAUACAGGACCCGACAACGGGCAGGCACUUGACGCGCGUGAUCCACUUUCCGAGAAAAAAUCGGAGCUCCAAGCUUGCCAAAGGCGAGUAGAAGACGAGAUGAUGAAACAUGCUAAAGCAGUGGAAGUGACUAGAGCAAUGACAUUGAACAAUAUACAGACAGGGUUGCCGGGAGUGUUUCAGUCAUUAACGAGUUUCUCCUUGUUAUUCGUGGAGGGACUUGAAGCAGUGUGUACCCGUUCUUACGCCAUAAAAUAGAAAGACGUAACUCUUGAUCUCGAUUUUGACCUUUUUGGGGGAUAUUUUUUGGAUUUACGGUAAGGUUAAGCUUUCGGAGGGCUGGGAUUUUUUUGGCUGUGUCCCUUCUGUUUAUUUAGCAUUACCUAUUUCUCCUUGUGGGGGUUGUUGUCUGUAGUUCUUUGUUGUAGAUAUAUGUGGAAUUUUGAAAGUUGAUCAUCUUUGAUAUUGGUUGAGGGAUAGGAAAUUGCCCUCUUUGUACAGGAAACUGCUUACAUUAUUACUAUGUUUGUUUUCUCUGGGAAUUUUACAUAAAUUAUUCAAAUAUUUUAAUCAAUAAAUGAACCUUCCACUUCUCUACCAA